GUUGUGGUUGCCCGAGGCCGCCCGUGCGCUCGUCGCGCGCAAAGUCGCGCGUGUCCCUACAAAGUGGUGAGACGCGUAGUGGUAGCAAAGGGAGGGUAGCGAAAAGUGGUGAGAUUGUUUUCGUUCGUUUUAUGUUUUGCUGACAUGUUGUUGUCUGAGCUGUAACUCAGAUGCUUCGUGAAACUUGUUGCGGUAUGAAACGGUGCCAGCUUUCGGCACAAAUCUUCACUCGUGACUUGUGGCAACUGGUAGGUGAAGACUGAUCCGUCUUUGGAUGAAGUUCGGUGAGGACGGAGUGAUAUGGAGCAAGCGUAAAGGUGGAGUGACGACGCUGCCGAGACGGAGCGCAAGCCAGCGUCAGCGUGGCGCUAGGCGGAGUCAGUGGUAGCGCUGCGGAGGUGCAGUGCUAGCGACAGUGUGGCGGUGGGCGAGCAGUGAGGAGGUGCGGGCCGGGGCUGCGCUCGGUGAUUGACCAUGCCGUUCUAUCUGCGACACAUUUCCCCGCUGCAGCUGUGCGAUGGCCGGCCUCUGCCCGGUCAGGGUGAUGGCGGGGAUGAGAGCUGCGCCGCUGCCAACGCAGCGCUCACCACUGCGCUGCACCAGCUCUCCAGUCUGGUGCUGGCGGCUGAGGAUAUUUUCGAGGAGCUGCACGACAGCUUUGUGACCGUCUCGGACCGAGCUCAGGUCCUGCGGAACCGCGUGGAGGUGGUCCGACGCAAAGUGGUGCAGCUCAAGAACACAGACACGCCGAUACCGGAGAGCGAUCUGUGCACGUUCAGCCAGCGGACACACCACUUCAGCAGCGUUCAGGAGGCGCCCGAUCGGGACAUGUUCACGGCAGCCAGCCGGCCGUCGGCCAUCCGUCGGCUGUACCGACGGGCCGUGCUCAGUCCGGUCACCGUACUGCGGCAGCUCGACACGUUCAGGAACGACGGUUUGCGCAGUUCAAAGUUCUUCUCUUGCACGCCUACCUACCGGCCGGCGGCAGAGAGGGCGGUGCCGCUGGACAUCGAGACGCGACGGCCGGAGGCGUUUGAGCUGCUGCCUGACUGGAGUGGGGACGAGGAGGAGCUGAUAUCGCCCGUCCAUCCCGACAACCGGCUCGGAACACUGCCCAGGCCGUUGUCAGAGGCGGCCGGCCGCCGACUGCCCAGUCCGGACCGGCUGACCCGCGCCCGGACUCGUCGCUUUCCGGCCCAGGUGAUUCCGCUGGAUGUCACCGGUCACAGCUUCGAGAGGCAGCUCCAGUUCCGCCGGUCGCUGGUGCAGUACGAGUACGUGAAGAAGCGGCGGAGAAAACGCUCCAAGCAGCGACGAAACACCAUCGGCAGCUCGAGCGACCUGUCCAGCGCGCUAGAGGACGUCGGGUCUGCAAGCUCGACAGCGGUGACAGCGGCGGCCGGCCGACAGGUCCCCACAGACGACCGGCAGACACAGACGGAACCCCGGCCCGGGCCCGGAACAGCACCUGAACAGAGAGUUCCGCGAGCCGCCAUGGCCGACGUGCAGCUAUCGCGAGUCGACGGCGGCGACCACCUUGGUCGGCAGAGGAAGCUGGCGUCUCCCGAGCCGUACGUUGCCACCGCCGGCUGGCCGGGGCCGGCUGUGCGCCGCCGUCCCGCCGCCGCCGCCGCUGUCUCUGAGGGCUCUUCCAGCGGGCGGGGCAGCAGCGGCGGCUCCGACCUGACCUCGGCAGAGACGGAGCCGCGUGUCGUGUCGCCGGCCGACUCCGGCACCGCUAUCUCUCCGGCUGAUGAGGGUCUCGGCUCGCCGCGCCGACGGCCCGCAUCGCCGGCUGACUCGGGGCUCUCGGACGGUGGAAGGGCAGACGAGAGUGGCUCCAGUGAGCACACCGUCACACCAGAGUACGGAGACGGAGACACCAGCUCCGUCUUCUCCUGUGACGCUGAGGGAUACUACACCUCCUUCCAUAUCGACAGUGGCCUGCGGGGAGCACCACAGCUGCCGGCGCGGCCGGACAGUCGCAGCUCUACACUGAGUGCGGGCUCUAGUGGGACGGCUCCGCGCUGCCGGCCCCCACCACCGCCGCGCGCCAGCUCUUUGGACUCUUGGCGGAGAGAGGGCGCCCCGCCGACGGGCUCCGCGCGGACCCGCUCCCCUGGCGGUGCCUCCCAGCGCUCGGGCGGUUCAGAGACAGAUGGCGAGCAGUUCCGCAGUCGCACCGCGCUCACCACCGGCCGCAUCCCGUCACUGUGUGUGGUGACUCCUCCGGCGAGCGAGGACGGCGAGCGUGGCUCUCCGGGCCGGCGAGCCGGCUCGACCACCAUCGACUCUGACCGGGAGAGAACCCCGCGCCCCGAGGACGGCAGCAACUCCGGCUGGGUGGGCGACGGCCGGCCGCCCAAGGCGCCCUGGGGCGCGCCGCUCUCCGACUGGACGGGCAGCGAUACGGGUGACAGCAGCGGCAGCGCGCGCACGCCGCCACUCGUCCGGCCAGAGGCGGAGGGAGAGGAACACAGCGGCGGUCCGGCGCGAGCCCGGGAGGCGGCUCCCUCGCCCGACUCGACGUCUCUGUCCCGGCUCAAUGGGAGUGAGUCGUGGUGCAGCAGUUCGCACAGCCUGCUCUCGACUGCCGACCUACCGCGCCAGAUGGCAGCGCUCGCAGUAUCGCCCUCCCGACCGACUGCGCGCUACGCCGGCUGCCCCGAGAUGCCCGUGUACGACGCGCCGGUGCCGGUACGACCGGCCGUACCGCAGUACCAGUACCGGUACCCGUACCAGGGCCGGCCCGGCUCGUACAGUGCCCCGGCCUCGCCGAUGACGGGUCCGCGCGCCCUGCCCCGUCAGUUCCCGGCGCCGGUUGGUACGGACGACCGGCAGCCGACCGACGCCGGGGUACGGUGUGCCGCUGAGCCGGCGGCGGCGCGGCGAGCGUCAGUGGCCGGAGCCACGCCGUCCUCGCCGCCGUGGGCGCCGGCCGAGGAGCUGAGUAGGCGGGUCUCGGACUCGGCCGCCUCGUCACCAGUGAUGUCGCGCUCUGGAUCUCUGGAUAGACGCGCGGUAAGGCGAUACACCGCCGCCGCCGCCGCGCGGAUCUACUCCAGUCUCCGGCUGCUGCGAGGAAAGAAAGACUCUGCAUCCACCGCUUCUGUCACGGACGGAGAGUCGGUGCAGGAGCUGGAUGCCGUCCAAAAUGAGACCGAUCGGCGGGUACCGGCGCCUGGCUCUGCGCCGGUGCAGUACCAGCGCGGCCCGGCCAGCUCCCUGCCGCCGUCCGGGGACAGACCACAGCCUCAGCCUCAGCCGGCGCCCGUGUACCAGCGUCCCACGGGCACACCACAGCCAGCGCCGCCGCAGCAGCACGUGUUUCGACACCCGAGUCCGAUGCCUCAGCAGCGCCGUCCGCCGGAGCAGCGGUACACGCUGAGACAGUACGCCCAGCUGGUGGCCACCUACCGGCAGCAGCAGGAGCUGUACGAGCGGUACCAGCAGGCUCAGCAGCAGCAGCAGCAGCAGGCGCAGCAGCAGGACCCGGCGCGCCGGCUGAGUGCGCCGCUGACGGCUCCGCGCGGCCCGCAGCAGUGGCAGGCGGAGGGGCAUUACCAGAGCCCUCCGCUGUGGCCCCGUCAGACCUGGGUGCCCUCGCCGAGUCCGUCCGACCCUCAACAGGAGGCUGAGCGGCGUGUCAGCCUCAGUCGCCAUCAACAGCCGAGCCAGGAUCGACUCCUGCCGCAGACGCCAGUCGGACCGCCACAGGGCCGACCGCUGCCCGACGUCCCACCUGCUGCCUCAGCCGGCCCGCAGCCACCUCCAGCGACCGCCAGCCAGCAGUCGCCCAGACCACAGAGCCGCUCUCCGUUCGGUUUCGGUCGCUACAGCCUGCGAGUGCGCGGCUCGGAGCCGGUUGUGCAGGAGCAGCGCCGGCCGGCUGAGGCCGAGCAGGUUCCAACGAGCCCCGAGCGUCGGCAGCAGACCGACAGCACGCCAGCUGAGGAAUCGCACAAGACGAAACGACACAAGAAACGCUGGUUUUUCACUCUUCCCGGAAAGAGUAAGAACAAGGACAAGAGAAAAUCGAAGACGGAUGAGAGCUCAGAUGAUGACGGCGGAUUCGCUCCGACCAACGGUGGCGGGUCCAGUUUCGUUCGAUACGAGGCACCCGACUCCGUGUCGUCAGGCGUGUCAUCACGUGCCUCCACGCCGCUCACAGAUGCCUCUGUCUCUUCCUCUUACUUUGAGAUGGAGCAGUACUUCCCGUCGCUGAACACAAGUCACGGCAGCGGACCACCGGCGCGGCCGCUCUCAUCCCUCUCCGAAGACUCACGCAGUCUCCGCUGCCAGUUGUCCCCUCAGAUGCGCGCUCCGCGGCCGCCCAACUUCUCCGACCUCGAGUACAGUCCCCCGGAGGCGGCAGCAGCAGCAGCGGCAGCCGAGUGGCGCAGGCAGGGGCCGGGCGCGCCGGUGGCUCAGUCCCCGCGGCUGCCCGGUCGGCAGGGUCCUUUACCCCCUCCGCCGCCGCCGGCCCCUCUCUCCCCGAGGUCUGUGGUCGGUCAGCAGCAGCGUCAGUGGGCAGCAAACCAUGUGUCCCGGCCUACCCCCGGCGGGUCCCAGAUCUACGGCAGUCCGACGGUGUUCGCCCGGCCUCGCGGACCUCCGACGGUCGGCGCUGGUCGCGGCUGGUCACCGGUCGCUGCGCCCCGUCUCAGUGAGCCCGGCCAGCGUGCCAGCUGGGCAGCCAGCGGCGGCGGCGGCAGCCCGCGAGCCGCUCCGGCCGGCCAGCGCAGCAGCUGGUCGGGCGGACCCCCUGCACCGCGCUCCCCGGCAACUCGGAACCAGCUCACGAGACCCACUCCGCUCAACGACUUCAAGGAGCUGAUCGCGCGCCAGGGUCGCUCGCCGGCCGGCGGCGCGCCAGGCCGUGGGUCGGCCACGGAGAGGCUGCGAGCCGCCGCUGCUGCAGGCACCCCCGCCUCUCCGGCGGCCAGCCCGGCGUCCCAGUCACCGCUGGACGCUCGGAACUCGGCGCGCGCCGUGCUGUUCCAGAACCGAUUCGGUGGUCGUCGCGGCCGGCCGCCGGGUACCAGUGUCAUAGCGACUACUAUACCGGAGACUGAGGAUGAACUGAGCGAGGAGCCGCCCCCGCCACAGCCGGCCGGCCCGCCCAGCCGCCGACAGCUGUUCCCGGCGGCUGGCGACGCUCGGUCCUCCUCGUCCGGGUCCUCGCCGGACCGGACUGCCGGCGCGCCGCUGCGCAUGAGCCCCUCCUCGCCGCCGCCGCCGUACUCAGCUCCGUCUGAUGCACGUAUUCUGCCGACCGGGCUGGCUGCUGAGCGACACUUUACUCCGGUCACAGGACCGGCCGCAGGAGGCACCGGCGGCUUCCGACGCUCCUACAGCCUGCCGAGACACGGCGAUCAGCGGCCACCUAUCGGCAGUAUCUCGAGAUAUCAGUUCCAGGGCCGGCCGGCCGGGGCGCUGCCCUCGCCGGCGCCGGCUGCCAGCCCGUUUCAGCGGACGCGUUCCCUGAUGGCCCGGCUGCCCAGCGGCUCUGAGCGGCCGAAGGCGGCGGCUGGUGUCUCGAACCCGACCCCCGCUCAGUCUCCACCCUCAUCGCGGGUUGAGACCACCAUCUGAGCCGGGGGAGCGGGGAUCAAGCUGUCAGCCGGUGACAAUACAAAUGACACGAUAAGCUGUGAAGAGAUCGACACCAGACGGCAGGCAGCAGCUGUCACGUUCAAUAAACAGGAGUAAUUUUGUUUGCUUCGUGCUUUUUAUUCGUUAUUGGCAGCUUUAGAUGUUUUAUGAUGUUUUUAGGGUGUUUGAUUACUGCAAACGCUUAUAAUGACCCAUACCUGUUUGAGUUUUGUUACGGUAAAGCAUGAUGAGUCAUGAGCUUUCCUUUAUGUCGGUGUUCAUCCAUAUGUCGCCCAGUCCAAGAAGGCUGGACACCUGGUCCUGCGGUGAAUCCUGCGAUACCUGCGAAUCGUGCUCGGACUUUGUGGGGCAUGUACGAAGGUGUACCUACUCGCAUAACGCAUUUGCUUGCUUGUCUUAGGUCCCAAUUUCAGAAAAUACAUUGCUGAUAUACCGAU
Amphibalanus amphitrite is the source of this 6053-nucleotide messenger RNA. RefSeq names its product proline-rich protein 36-like. NCBI's taxonomy places the organism in Eukaryota, Metazoa, Arthropoda, Thecostraca, Balanomorpha, Balanidae. Bases 475 to 5595 code for a protein of 1706 amino acids. The record is from RefSeq and is a predicted model, not a curated record. The transcript has 9 exons.